GAGGAGGGAGCAGACACAUGAAUACACAGGUCUGUGCACCGGCCUGAACAGUGAUAACAGCAGCAGCUACUGUGAAGAGAGAGAGAGACACACACACACUGGGAAGAAGCUUUAGACUUGUAUUUAUUUAUUUAUCUAUUUAUCUAUUUGUGUUUGUGUGGAGUAUUUAUUAUAUUUCCAUCGAAGAUGAACGGAGUGACAAGAAGUCUGUACACAUUUGAGGACAUCAGAAAUCAAGAACAUGGGGAGGGGUGCAGGCGACUGCGGCUCACACUGCAGAGCAACCAGAACCAGCCAGCUCGGACCACAGAGCAGCACAGGGACAAGCCAAUUGGACGUGCCUUUGCACUGGUGCAGCCAGCCAGCGACAGGACAUACCUAAGCCCUGAACCGGUCAAAUCUAAAGAGGAGCAAGUGGAGGUUAUCAAGGUUUAUUUAGAGGCACGCAAACAAGAGCAGCAGAAACACCAGGAGAGCCUGAAGAUGCUGUCAGAUGAAGUUUCACAGAUACAGGAGGUGAGGUAUUGCCUGAAGACACUAAGGGAGCAGAUGGCAGCCAAAAACAACACGCUCACAAGCGGGUGGAAGGUGAGCAGUCCCUUUAAAAAGAGCACCUCGUCUGCACCCAAGGGAGGAGCCAAAACUGAUGCACAGGAAGCAGAUGAAGAGGCAGAGAGAACCAAGCUGAGGGAAGUCAGUAAGCGCUUAUAUGCACAGCUCCAAGAUGCAGAAAAGAAACACCAAGAGGAGAAAGAGAGACUGCAGGCUGAAGGCAGCAAGCUGAGGGAGCAUCUGAGCACCCAGGAAGAGAAGCUGAAGACCACAGAAGAAGCCAGCGAGAGGAAAGACAAGCGCAUAGAAGAGCUCCAGAGGUUACUGGGAGGGAUGGAGCAUGAGAGCGCCACCCUGCAAGAGGCAAUCCGCAACCGUGAGGAGGAACUCCGUGAACUGCGCAAGAUCAGAGAGGAGGGCCAUAACGGGGACCAGAGGGCUGAGCAGUUGGAGAAGGAGGUGGCUAUUCUCAGAGAAAAGAUCCACCAUCUGGACGACAUGCUGAAAAGCCAGCAAAGGAAAGUCAGGCACAUGAUUGAACAGCUCCAGAACUCACGCAUGGUGAUCCAGGAGAGGGACCGCGUGAUCAAAGAGCUGGAGGAGAAAGUGGCCUUCUUGGAGGCUGAGAACCGAGAGAUGCAUGACCAAAUGGACUACUUCCUGGGAGGACAAAGGUCAUAUUCCCACCUUUCAUCAGAGCGCAACCCCCAGAUCGUUUACAGUAAACCGAUCAAGCCAUCCACCACGUCUAACAAACCUCUCCCUUUCAUCAAAGUCAUCGAGAUCAGGUCAUGAAGCAACACUAGUUGUCGAAAAGGCCUCAGAACCACAAGACUGAAACCAAACCAAAUAUCUGGGAUGUCAGAGCUGAGCAUCCCGGACGGCAACUACAUCAACACUAACGAAUUUCAACCAGAAACACUUAUGAAGGAAACUGUGUGAUGUUUGGCAACAUACACACAUACAUACACACAUUGAUUGGGGCUCACGCUGUGUGUGCGUAAUGAAUGAAUGUGUGUAUGUCAGCUUUAAUGUAGAUAAACUAAGCGUACUGAUUCAGCUGUAUUUGAAGUUUUACAUGUAAUACUGCAUACUGUGUGCAGGUGUUUCCUCGUCCUGACUUGUUUUGAUCGCUUCUUAACCUUUGAGUUUAUGGCAUUUGCGUUGUUGUAUCAAAACAGAACCGUGGAGCAAAGUGCAGCAUAUUUGCCAAACUGGGUUAUGACAUUAUAAAGUCUGUAAACAUGUCAUGUAGCAAGCAUACCUAAGUAAGCUAAAAGUUUAAUGUAAAAAGCAUUAGCCAGAUGAUCUGAAGUUUGCGUCCUUGUACUCACUCAUCCGUGGCUCUGGUCACCGUGCUGAGUGAAUGAUAUAAUGCUUUAACUGUGUAAAUAUUGACUGUGGCCUGUUUCAGGCUUAACACCAUUUGAUGAAAAAGAGCUAUGAAACUGGGAGGAAGCAGAAGGAUAAAUGAUAAUGUCAGUGGUGAAGAUAUUCGACAUCGUCGUUUUUUUUCUACAGAUUUCUUGUAAAGCAUUUCAAUUCCAUGUCAUUGUGUAAACACUUACUUUGUUUUGUACAUAAUAAUAAUUAAUGUGAUUUAAUGUUUUAUUUUCGGGCUAACAACCUUCUUCUUUGUAUUUAUUUAUAUUAAAUAAACCCUCUAGACAGACUGUGGAUAGAAGUACUUUCUGAUUUGUUAUCUGUGCUUGAGGUUCUCUGAAUAAAUUACUGAAAAUGAA
Larimichthys crocea (large yellow croaker) is the source of this 2294-nucleotide messenger RNA. RefSeq names its product tuftelin 1a (gene tuft1a). Gene Ontology annotation, cellular component: intracellular anatomical structure. The transcript has 12 exons. The coding region runs from base 187 to 1347 and encodes 386 amino acids. NCBI's taxonomy places the organism in Eukaryota, Metazoa, Chordata, Actinopteri, Sciaenidae. Gene Ontology annotation, biological process: intracellular signal transduction. The record is from RefSeq and is a predicted model, not a curated record.